AUGCCGUUCAACGAGACUCAAGCUGGAAACAUUACUCCGUCGCCAGCGGGGUAUCAGAUGCGCCCGGAGCUGAGUGAAACAUUUAAAUCGGAAAAGAUACGCGAAAUAAUCAACAACGUGCUUACGGAAACAUUAACUGGUCAAACAUAUUCGGCAGCAGAUGCAUCGCGCUGGACGAAAUCGAUGGCAGAUGAGAUAAGUCUUCAAGUAAAGGAUCUGGAAAUGCACCAUUACAAACAUGUGGUUCAAGUGUGGAUAGGUCAGCAGCUGGGGGCCGGUUGCAAAUGUGUGGCCCGAUGCCGUUGGGAUACGGAGUGCGAUAACUAUGCGACGGCCGAAUUUAAGAACUCAACCAUGUUUUGUUUAGUGACAGUUUACGGGCUGUAUCUCUACUGAUGGAGAGAAAAACUGUGAUGCUGGAUCAUAAGCAUGAGAAAGGGAGGAUGGAGGAACAUGAAUAUGUGUCAUAUGCUCAUUCCUAUCAGCAUCGCCACCAUCUUCUGUUUGUAGAGUAGUAUCGGCGUGUUUUGUAUAUAAAUUGUUUUUGUGUUCAAUUAGUGUAAAACCUACGUAGGUCAAUUGUCGAAAAGCAUGGCAUUAUGGAAUAAGGAAAUAGGCAAAACGUUCAUAGUCGCUGAAAUUGGCCAGAACCAUCAAGGGUCCCUGUCUACAGCAAAGCAAAUGAUAAAAGCGGCGAAGGUAGACACAUUUUAAAUUACGCUAAUGUUUAAAUAAAUUACC
Messenger RNA from Anopheles moucheti, 741 nucleotides. RefSeq names its product dynein light chain Tctex-type protein 2B. Gene Ontology annotation, biological process: microtubule-based movement. The transcript is spliced from 2 exons. The record is from RefSeq and is a predicted model, not a curated record. The coding region runs from base 1 to 396 and encodes 131 amino acids. Gene Ontology annotation, molecular function: dynein intermediate chain binding. Lineage: Eukaryota; Metazoa; Arthropoda; Insecta; Diptera; Culicidae. Gene Ontology annotation, cellular component: cytoplasmic dynein complex; cytoplasm.